AUGUCCGCGCGAACUUUACGUGCAGUUAGACCAAUAUGCAAGCGUCUAUUGCUCGGACCAAAAUUUCACGUGAACACAAACAAAGCUUUUACAACAAUCCUAUUUUUGAGAAAUGGUGAUGGAAAUGGAAUAACGCGUCGUAGUAGUCUCGAUUCAACAAGGUUUAUGCACGGCAAUAAAUGGCUCUACACAACCGAAGUUUCACCAAAAGUCGACGUUAAUGCUGUCGCCACCGCUGACCCUUUAUCGAUCUUUAACCCACCAACUGAACAAAUUACCACUGGUGCUUCUCCAUCCGUUGAUACCAAUUCUUCAUCUGUGAAAGAAGAAUUUGAUUUUGCGAUAGUCGAGAUGAACAGAGGACUCUCAAGAUUGACAAAAUGGGGAAAUUUUGUAGAUAUAUACAAUCAUUGUCAAGCUAUGAAAAAUCGAGGGAUAAAACCAAAUACGAAGACUUAUAAUCUUUUAUUACAAGUAUAUCAUCGUGAGGGUUUAUUCCACGAAUGUAUACAAUUGCUCCAUGAAAUGAUUAAGCAUGGAAUUCCACCUGAUUUGGAAACAUUUGAUUUCGUGUUAUUGUCUACAUCAUAUGAGCUAACAGGAAUAUAUCGUGAAUAUAUAUGGAGUCUCCUUGAAAAACACGAUCUAAGACCGUCUUCUCUUACUUAUGAACAUUACCUUGAAAGCUUCUUAGUUUUAGAAGAAUUCGAACAUGCUGUUGAUGUUCUCGAUGAAAUAAUUGAAAACAAGAUUGUACCGACCGCGAGGACUUUUUGGCAAGUUACAAAGUUAGCAAUCUCAUUAAAUGAAGCUGAUUCGGCAUUUGAAACAUUGCUUAAAUUUGAAAAACAAUACCCGGUCGUAUUACCCACAAUAUAUAUGGAAACUUUGAGGUGUGCUUCGGCUCAUUUUCAUCUCGAAGGUAUUAUUCAUUGCUGGAAAAAAAUAGUGGACGAUGCAAAAAUGGUCCCUGAUCAAGGCGUAUGUCUUAACAUUAUUAAUGCGGCAGCUAGAUUUGGAAAACCGGAUUUAGCCACAGCAGUCAUCAAAUUACUUGUGGCAAACCGAAUUAAAAUUGAGGAACAACAUUUUGCCGCGCUUUUGGCGUCAUAUGUUGGUGUUGGUGAUUUGAAACGUGCUUUCAACGUAUUGGAACUGGCACGCGCCUCCGGGGCUGAACCGGAUUAUGUGACAGCUAUGCCAAUUACCGAUCUCAUCAAGUCUGAUGUUGAAAAAAUUGACGAUGCCUAUUAUACUCUGGAAGAGCUUCAUUCGAAAGGUAGAAAAGUGGAUGUAUCAGCCUUGAAUGCAAUAAUUAGAGCCUGUCGCUUUGCCGUCUACAACGAAGAGACCGGCUCACGUGAAGCUGAUAUACACAGAGCAGUAGAGACUUAUAAUCAAGCCGAAAAACUUAAUAUAACGCCAAACGCGCAAACCUUCGAAAUGCUUAUGGAGUGUUGCCUUUCUAUAAAACAUCGACUUCUCGGUCAACAAUUCAUGGAGGAAAUGCGUAAUCGGGGUAUUGGAACAUCUCCUGAAGUAUACACCAAUAUGAUUCAACUAUUAUGCACCGACACAGAUUACGAGGAUGCGUUCACUUUACUUGAAGAAAUGAAAUCGCACGAUAUUUUACCACCAAGAACUGCUUACGAAGCAAUUGUUAGAAAAUGUGCACUACAUCGGGAUCCCAGAGCAAAUAUUGCUUUGGAGGAGAUGCAAACUGUUGGUUAUGAAACCCCGCAAGCUCUUGUUAAUUUUGUCAGGACAGGAAUCAUUCCGAAUACAAAUGUUUUAAAUUACAUGAGGAAAGAGCCAGCAGUAUUCGAGGGUAGAAGUCGAAAACCCAAUAUCUCCGUGAAUCCGGAGUUAGACAUGCUUCAAGCAGCGCUUGAUAAUUUGGGUGGAGAUAAUUCCGACUUUAAUAUUCCAAAUCUCAAUCAACAAGACAAUUAUAAUUCUAACUAUUAG
Ambispora gerdemannii is the source of this 1968-nucleotide messenger RNA. The record is from the annotation of a GenBank genome assembly. Lineage: Eukaryota; Fungi; Glomeromycota; Glomeromycetes; Archaeosporales; Ambisporaceae.